This is a messenger RNA of Entelurus aequoreus (snake pipefish), 1234 nucleotides long. RefSeq names its product galanin receptor 2b. Gene Ontology annotation, biological process: G protein-coupled receptor signaling pathway. Gene Ontology annotation, cellular component: membrane. The transcript is spliced from 2 exons. The coding region runs from base 1 to 1137 and encodes 378 amino acids. NCBI's taxonomy places the organism in Eukaryota, Metazoa, Chordata, Actinopteri, Syngnathiformes, Syngnathidae. The record is from RefSeq and is a predicted model, not a curated record. Gene Ontology annotation, molecular function: G protein-coupled receptor activity.
AUGUCCGACAUGGAGGAUUUGGCCAAGUCAAGCGUGCAGGUCAACGCCUCGGAAAGCUACCAGCUGAACCCCACCAGCGUCAUCGUGUCGGUGGUCUUCUCGCUUAUCUUCCUGCUGGGCACGGUGGGCAACAGCCUGGUCCUGGCGGUGCUGCUGCGCAGCGGCCAGGUGGGCUACAACACCACCAACCUGUUCAUCCUCAACCUGAGCGUGGCCGACUUCUUCUUCAUCAUCUUCUGCGUGCCCUUCCAAGCCACCAUCUACUCGCUGGACGGAUGGGUCUUCGGCUCCUUCAUGUGCAAGGCCGUGCACUUCUUCAUCAACCUCACCAUGUACGCCAGCAGCUUCACGCUCGCCGCCGUCUCUGUGGACAGGUACUUGGCCAUCCGCUACCCGCUGCGCUCCAGAGAGCUGAGGACGCCGUGCAACGCGGUGGUCGCCAUGGUUAUCAUCUGGGGCCUGUCCUUGGUUUUCGCGGGCCCUUACCUGAGCUACUACGACCUGAUUGACUUCGCCAACAGCACGGUGUGUAUCCCCGGCUGGGAGGAGCGUGACCGCAAGGUGCUGGACACGUGCACUUUUCUCUUCGGUUACGUCAUCCCGGUGCUGAUCGUCAGCCUGUCGUACACGCGCACCAUCAAGUACCUGUGGACGGCCGUGGACCCCCUGGACGGCAUGUCGGAGUCCAAGAGGGCCAAGCGCAAAGUGACCAAGAUGAUCAUCAUCGUCACGGUGCUCUUCUGCAUCUGCUGGCUGCCCUACCACGUGGUCAUCCUGUGCUACCUGUACGGCGACUUCCCCUUCAACCAGGUGACCUACGCCUUCAGGCUGCUGUCGCACUGCAUGGCCUACGCCAACUCCUGCGUCAACCCCAUCGUCUACGCGCUCGUCUCCAAGCAUUUCCGCAAGGGCUUCAAGAAGGUGUUCAGCUGCAUCCUCAGCAAGAACGGUCGCAACAAGGUGCACGUGGUGCACGUGGCCAAUACCGUGCCGGGGUUCGAGGCGGCGUCCACGGAGGUGUCGCAGAUGAACGAGGAGAACGUGCGGCAGAACGAGUGCGAGAUGACAAAUAGACGGGCGAAGGAGCCCAGGGAGGCCACGGUGACCCUCAAUUUGCCCUUUCAGCACCCCACCUGACCAGCUGGAGGCUUUUGUCCGUCUUGAUGAGAAUAUGAAAAUCCCCCCAUGAGCCCCCCUUAAUUGGUGUGUGUUUUCAUCCCUUGGCGCGCCUCUG